AUGGAUGUAUACCAAAUAGAGCUGGAGGCACAGGCACAAAUCCGCUCCAAUCUUCUGGUCGACACCUGCGCGAAGCACUCGGCGGAGCAGCAGCAGCAGCAGCUCCAGAUCAAGCAGGAGGACCUUCUCAAGGACUUGGCCCGCGACCAGGAUCAGCCCAGCGAAGGCGAGGAAGAAGACGAGGAGGAGGAGGAAGAAGAGGAGUUCGACGACGAAGCAGAGGAAGAGGAAGCAGUAGACCCAGAAGGAGCCGAACUCGCGCCAGUCAAUUUCAAUGCAAAUUCGGACUUUAAUUUGCAUUUCUUUGACACACCGGAGGACUCGUCUACCCAAGGGGCCUACAGCGAGGCCAACAGCUUGGAAUCCGAACAGGAAGAACAGGAGGAACAGCAGCGGGAGCAUAGAGAGCUCCAGGACUGUCUAAGUGCCAUCGAGGCGGAUCCCCUGCAGUUGCUGCAGUGCGACGACUUCUACAGGACAGCGGCUCCGGUGGAGCAGCAGCAGCAACACGCCAACAAGCAACAUCAGCAAAAGGAACACCCACACUCGGCACAACGUCAGCACCCGCAUCCUGGACCCCAGCAGCCACAUACACAGCUCCUGAGCACGCUGAGCAAUGGUGGAGGUGCUCUGUACACCAUCAGCAGUGUGCAUCAGUUCGGUCCGGCCAGCAACAACAGCAGCUCCCCAUCCUCCAGCGGCGCCCACGCCUCGCCGGACAGCGGCUGCUCCUCGGGAUCGGGAUCCUCGGGAUCCUCCUCCUCCUCGGGCGCGGUCUCCUCCUCGUCGUCGUCCAGCUGCUCGGAGCACUUCGGACGCUCCACCAACGGCAACGUCGCCAGCCACGCAGCAACAUCUUCAUCUUCUGCGCAUCUGAACAAAGAGCAACAGCAGCAGCCACCGACGACACAGCUGCAACAGCAGCAACAGCAACAGCAACAGCAGCAGCAGCAACAGUUGCAACACUCGCAGCAACCAUCGUUUGGUUUAGCGGACAGCAGCAACAACAGCAGCUGCAACAGCAACGGCAGUAGCAGCAACACCAACAGCAACAACACCAGCAGCAACAACAACGGAGUCUCCUCGAAAUCAUUUGUGCCCUGCAAGGUCUGCGGCGACAAGGCAUCGGGCUACCAUUAUGGUGUAACCUCCUGCGAGGGUUGCAAGGGUUUCUUUCGUCGCAGCAUCCAGAAGCAGAUCGAGUACCGCUGCCUGCGGGACGGCAAGUGUUUGGUCAUCCGGCUGAAUCGCAACCGCUGCCAGUAUUGCCGUUUCAAGAAAUGCCUUUCAGCUGGCAUGAGCCGCGAUUCUGUACGUUAUGGUCGCGUUCCCAAGCGUUCCCGUGAGCUGAACGGAGCAGCCGCCGCCUCCGCCGCCGCCGGCGCCCCAUCCUCGCUCAAUGUGGAUGACACUCCUGGGACUACUCUGCACCCAAAUCAGCUACAACAGCAGCAGCAGCAUCUCCUGCAACAUCAACAGCAACAUCAGCAGCAGCAACAGCAGCAGCAGAACCAACAGCAACCGCAUGUGAGCGGUGUUCGAGUGAAGACACCGAGUACUCCACAAACGCCACAAAUGUGUUCGAUCGCCUCCUCACCUUCGGAGCUUGGCGGUUGCAAUAGUGCCAAUAACAACAACAAUAACAGCAGCAGCGGCGUCGCCUCCAGUGGCAUAGGCGGCCUGAAUGCCAGCGGCGGCAGCGGCGUAAGCGUAGGCGUCGUCGUCGUCGGUGGUCACCAGCAACUGGUGGGCAGCAGCAUGGUGCAGCACGGCACUGAGGUCGGGGGCCACCACCAUCAGGUGGGCAUGUGCCACGACGGACUGGCGGGCACCGCCAACGAGUUAACCGUCUACGAUGUGAUCAUGUGCGUGUCGCAGGCCCAUCGCUUGAACUGCUCCUACACGGAGGAGCUAACCCGGGAUCUGAUGCGGCGCCCGGUGACGGUGCCACAGAAUGGCAUCGCCAACUCGGUGGCGGAGAGCCUAGAGUUCCAGAAGAUCUGGCUGUGGCAGCAGUUCUCGGCCAGGGUGACGCCCGGCGUGCAGCGGAUUGUGGAGUUUGCGAAACGCGUACCUGGCUUCUGUGAUUUCACCCAAGACGACCAGCUCAUACUCAUCAAGCUGGGCUUCUUCGAGGUCUGGCUGACGCACGUGGCCCGUCUGAUCAACGAGGCGACACUCACGCUGGACGACGGAGCCUACCUGACGCGCCAGCAACUGGAGAUACUCUACGAUUCGGACUUUGUGAACGCCUUGCUGAACUUUGCCAAUACCUUGAACGUGUACGGUCUGAGCGACACCGAAAUCGGCCUGUUUUCGGCCAUGGUGCUGCUGGCCUCCGACCGGGCGGGACUUAGCGAGCCGAAGGUGAUCGGACGGGCCAGGGAGCUGGUGGCCGAGGCGCUGCGAGUCCAGAUCCUGCGCUCAAGGACCGGCUCACCGCAAGCGCUGCAGCUGAUGCCGGCACUGGAGGCGAAGAUACCGGAGCUGCGCUCGCUCGGAGCCAAGCACUUCUCACAUCUGGACUGGCUGCGGACUUGCUGGACCAAGCUGCGCCUGCCGCCCCUCUUCGCCGAGAUCUUCGACAUCCCGAAGGCCGACGACGAGCUGUAGGAAGGGGGAGUGGAGAUCCCCAGGGCCGUGCAACGCAACCGCAACAAAAAAUAUUCAACCACUUGUAGGCUUAAGCAACGUAGCAUGUAGCAAAGACAAGAGAGAGAGAAAGAGAGGAGGGACACGAGAUCAGAUACACGUCUACUCAGCAUUACUGGAGAUAGUUCACUAAGCCCACUACUACUCGCCCAUCACUACUCGCAGCAGUGCUGGAGCGUUCGAGCUUCGAACUCCCCCGCUGAACAUAUCCAUGCGCAAACAUAAAUUAUUUAUUUCAUUGUUGACUCAUCAAGCUCCACACCGAACAUCACCGCAUCACCUUCGCCCCAUACAAGCAUCCUUCCAAGCACAGCCAGACAAAAUUAGGAAAAGAAGGGAAAAGGGAGGAGAAUGGAAGCCCCAUCCCCACUCAUCGUUGGCCAGCUAUCCAAGGCAUCUAUUCAGAACUCGACUGAAGAGCGAGCGUUAAAGUUCGAUAAAUACUGGUUUUUUAAAUAUUAUUAACUACUAUAAACGAUAUCGGAUAUAUGUGUACGUUACAUCUAGAGAUACGGAUUUAGUGUAGUCGAGAAGAGCAAAAAGACCCCUUUCGUUUGCUUGCAAAAGUCGGAGAUCCCAUCCCAUACGAUACGAUAAAAUAUACACUUAUAUAUAUGCGACAUGAUAAUUCUACGCCUUAGUUUAAAUCAUUUCGAAUUAAAGAUCGAUGCGUUUAUUGUAUCUGCGUGUAAAUAAAUUUAAAUUAAUUUUUAACAUUAA
Molecule: messenger RNA, 3372 nt
Organism: Drosophila kikkawai
Lineage: Eukaryota; Metazoa; Arthropoda; Insecta; Diptera; Drosophilidae
Source: RefSeq, a predicted model, not a curated record